Messenger RNA from Durio zibethinus, 775 nucleotides. Lineage: Eukaryota; Viridiplantae; Streptophyta; Magnoliopsida; Malvales; Malvaceae. The record is from RefSeq and is a predicted model, not a curated record.
CCUGGCUCCACUCGUCUCCUCUCACACCAACAAAAAACUCAAAAUUCAAAGAAAAAAAAAAAAAACAAAUCAUUUCUUGUCUUCCUUCGAAAACCCGAACCCUCGAAAAUGGGCAAGGAUCUGAGCGACGAACAGGUCUCGUCAAUGAAGGAGGCUUUCACUCUCUUCGACACGGACGGCGACGGCAAGAUCGCUCCAUCGGAGCUAGGAAUCCUAAUGAGGUCUCUCGGUGGAAACCCGACCCAAGCCCAACUCAAAUCUAUAGUUGCCGAAGAGAAGCUCACGGCUCCGUUUGAUUUCCCUCGGUUUUUAGAUCUCAUGGCGAAGCACAUGAAACCUGAGCCGUUUGACAGGCAGCUACGCGAUGCAUUCAAGGUGCUGGAUAAGGAGUCGACCGGGUUUGUCUCCGUCGCGGAUCUGAGACACAUAUUGACUAGCAUUGGUGAGAAGCUGGAGCCGUCUGAGUUCGAUGAGUGGAUCCGGGAAGUGGAUGUUGGGCCAGAUGGGAAGAUCCGUUACGAGGAAUUUAUUGCCAGGAUGGUUGCUAAGUGAGAAAAGGUCAUUAAUAUUUGUUUUUUAUUUCUUUGUUUUUCAAGAAAUGUAUUUUUCUUGUGGGCGAGUUAUUUGGAUUUGAGGUGGUGGAGGAUAAUGUGUUUCUUAUUUGUUUGUUUUCGUUUGUUUCUAUGGAAUUGUUGGAAGUAAUGCUCUCUUUCUCUGAGAAUUUGAUUGGUGUGUAGCUAUGUAAUUUAUAUUAAUAUUCUUGUGUUUGGUUUGA